Spodoptera frugiperda (fall armyworm) is the source of this 831-nucleotide messenger RNA. RefSeq lists its product as uncharacterized. Lineage: Eukaryota; Metazoa; Arthropoda; Insecta; Lepidoptera; Noctuidae. The record is from RefSeq and is a predicted model, not a curated record. Bases 341 to 799 code for a protein of 152 amino acids. The transcript is spliced from 3 exons.
CCUUACUUAUAAAAAUCCACUAAUCAACAGCUAAGCAACUAAUUAACUAAUAACUCAUUAACUCCUUAAUUAUCAAUUAACUAUUUCUUACUUAUAAACACUGUUUACACGUCACUUAACUAAGCAAUGGUUAAAUAACGUUUUUAUUUUAUACGCUGCCAAUACCAAACGUAUAGCUACAUUGUGAUGGUAAAAUUCCUGUUAUCCAAAGAGAAAUUAAAAAAUCAUAACGUCAAAAUUCUAAAUUGUGUCAAAUAUUGUCAAAAGAGUGGUAAUUUCAAAUUUUUUGGUGUUGUAUAAAUAUACAGCGGUGUGGUGUUUUUGUUGUGUUAGUGAUAUAAUGGAAUUGAAAUCCGCUAAGAAAAGGGCCCGAUCUUCAAACUGGGAUGAAGAAGAAAAGAGAAUCUUAAGACAACUUAUAAUGGAGAAAAUUGAUAUUAUAGAAAAAAAAGACACUACUACAAAUACCAAUGCAAAGAAAAAAGCUGCUUGGCAAGAAAUAUUGUCUAGUUUUAAUAGCCUUAAUAAAAAGCCCAGGGAUAUGACACAAAUUGUCACCCAGUGGCGUAAUACAAAAGGCCUAGUUAAAACUAGAGAGUCGGAGUAUCGGCGGGCCAGGCAGAUGACUGGUGGAGGACCUCCACCACCAAGUCCGCCACAAGAAGAUCUCGAACUAAUUCAGUCAUUGCCUAAUGAGUUUGUGAUUGACAGUAAUGUUUUUGAUAGUGAUAGCAUAUUUAUUGAAACAAUAAAACAGGUAUGCAUGUAUAGUUUGAUUUCAUAUUGUCGCAUAGUAUGAUUUAUUUAUUUAUACAUUAUAAUAAUUGUCCA